AUGAACCACGAUGUCAGGUGGAAAACGCCUCCUUCCAAGCCAUUGCUGAUAACUCAACGAAGCGUCACUCGUUCUUCCUCGGUAAGAUCAAAGGGAAUUAAUUUCAACACGGUAUCGCCUACCCCGGGUGCCGAACGCUUUAGAAACCGUGGCCACUCGGAGCCCAAAACACAUAAUUCUCCUAAUCAAGAUGCCCCGCAAGUACCUCGAAAUACAGUAUCAUUUGAACUGGAGCUAUCUUCCCUCAUCGAUCGUCCAUUGCCUCUGAACCAGGAACUACGGUCGUUGAGCCUAGAUGACCAGCUUCGCCUUCUAGCGCUGAAGGAGAUGGCUGUUGUUGCAAUAAAUGAUAGUAUCAAUAAUCUAAAGCAAAAGCUUUCAAGCACACAAGACGAUUUGCAGCAGUUGCGAAAUGUCAUCCAAAGAUCAUUAUACAAGGAACUACAUCUACAAAGACAGACUCGGAAACGAAACCUGGGUGGCGCCAAUAACACCAGCCAUACACCGGCAAGGGAUUCCUUCAAGACACUUCAAGAACAAAACAACGAAGGGAACUCAACGAUAUGGGCGAACCUUACCAAGCCUAUAAACUUCCUCCAACAACUAGAUUCGAUGAUUCAAAACGAAAUGGAGAAGUCCCUUGGCGGCACCACAGAACAGCAACUUCAUAAAGGACAGCAGCAUAAUGGCCGAAAAAUGCUUCCACAUCAAAAACCACACUUGCAUAAAGAGAAAGAAGACGAUCAUUCUUCAGAGAAGCUACCUGUGAACUUCGAUCGAUAUCUUCCACCUUCGCAUGAUUCGAAGUAUAAAACCUCCGAAGACAUGUUUCAGGCAGUAUCUUCUUCGCUAUGGUCAUUUGUCAGUGAAGUCAAGUCUAACAUGAUGUCAACCUUAGCCGAAAAUCAAGACGCGCCUCCAAAUCACGAUGUUAUAGAUGAUGAUGAUGAAUCCAUGAUCAGUUUAACGGAAGAUAGAGAUGAUAGCGAAGAUGAUCUGGACAAGGUAGAUUUAUCGAUCUACUCCUCUAUGCGACAGUCCAAGAAGACUGGUUGA
Messenger RNA from Candidozyma auris, 1056 nucleotides. RefSeq lists its product as uncharacterized. The transcript has a single exon. The record is from RefSeq and is a predicted model, not a curated record. Bases 1 to 1056 code for a protein of 351 amino acids. NCBI's taxonomy places the organism in Eukaryota, Fungi, Ascomycota, Pichiomycetes, Serinales, Metschnikowiaceae.